This is a messenger RNA of Cucurbita pepo subsp. pepo (vegetable marrow), 845 nucleotides long. RefSeq names its product microsomal glutathione s-transferase. Gene Ontology annotation, cellular component: endoplasmic reticulum; nuclear envelope; membrane. Gene Ontology annotation, molecular function: glutathione peroxidase activity; glutathione transferase activity. Lineage: Eukaryota; Viridiplantae; Streptophyta; Magnoliopsida; Cucurbitales; Cucurbitaceae. The record is from RefSeq and is a predicted model, not a curated record.
GACGGAGAAUUCUAGAUUCUGAAACCCUAAUCCCCAAAUUCCACUCAGAGACGAUCCGGUCAGGUUUUACAGUUGACUCAACCAAUCAAUAGUAAACUCAAUGGCUUGGAGAAGAAGUUGCCGACUACACUCCCUUACCCAUAAGAACCUCCUUCCAUCUUCUUCAAUUCUCACCUCCAUCUCCAAAAAUGGCCGCUAUCGACCUUCUCCCCAGAGAAUAUGGCUAUGUCGUCCUUGUUCUUGUCCUCUACUCCUUUUUCAAUUUCUGGAUGGCCGGUCAGGUCGGCCGCGCUCGGAAGAAGUAUAAGGUCUUUUACCCCAAUCUCUACGCUCUGGAAUCCGAGAACAAGGAUGCUAAGAUCUUCAACUGUAUCCAGAGAGGGCACCAGAAUUCGCUGGAAAUGAUGCCUCUGUUCUUCAUGCUUAUGAUUUUGGGAGGAAUUAGGCAUCCUUGCAUUAGCGCUUCGUUGGGGGUUCUCUAUGUCGUGGCUCGGUUCUUCUACUUCAGAGGUUACGCCACUGGCGUGCCUGAAAAGCGUCUCACCAUCGGGAAAUAUUUUUUCUUGGCGUUGCUUGGUCUGAUGAUUUGCACAAUCUCGUUUGCUGUGACGCUUCUUCGUGCUUAAGGUCUGGUCUUCUAGCUUUGCUUUGCGUGAUGUUGUAGUGUUCUUCAUCUUCCUCGCCCUCUUGGCCUUGGAUCUGCUACUUCUGAUUUUGGGUUUGAUGAAAUUGAAUAAUGAAAUUGACUGGUUUGUGAUCAAGUGUUUUUUUCUUAAUCAUCUUCUUAUAUUAUGUGGGAUUAGAUUUAGAACCAUAGAAUCAUUAUACCAAUUGAUGAGUUAAAA